AUCAUUCCAAACUUUCAAGAUAAGUUUGUGAAUUUGUUUUGUAUAAAAUACAGUUCGUCAAAUGAAAAAGACAGACUAAGUAUUUACAUAAAGAUGGACCAGUUUUCGCACGAUUUAACGGUAGCUUUGAUGGAAGAAACUUCUUUAUUAGAUCGGGUACGAGUAAGUAGGUGGGGCCAACGUAGAAGGACUCGUUCUGCAGGGAAUUUGCCAUGUGCCCCACAGCCAACAGAGAAAGAAGACUCUUCUAGUAGUCCAUGUGAUGUAAGAAAAACAACGAAUAUAGAUGGCUUGGACAUAAAAAAUAUUAAAUUACCAAAUAUGAGCGAUUCCGAUGAUAAAGAAACACGUUUGCCUACUAAGUCGUCUUUAAAAACAGCACUACGUUUGGGUACACUAGAAUCAGAUUCUUUAAAUGAGACUUUCAGUCCAUCAAGGUUUUUUAAACCCAAUGCCAGGAGAAAAAGGAAAUUUAAAAGAAUGUCAAUGGAAUGUGAUAUAGGUAUUAUAGCACCUAUACAGAAUUCAAAUACAAGUGUUCAUCCGUCAUCAGCAAUUGCAGCUAAUGGAUGUGUUUCAAUGAGGAAGCGUGUUUUAAAGCCAGAUUCUAAUAACCGCAACAACUUAUUUUUCUGUGGUAAGCGUAAACGAUCCAAUCGUGAUCGAUACCAAGAUUACGAUAACACGAAAUCUCACUCAACGAGUAUGCCUCGUUAUACAAAUAUAGAAGAUAAUAAAAUACGUCCAAGAAGUUAUUCUUCCACAUCAAAACCUAAUAGCGAUCGUUUGUUGCCUUUAAAUAAAGGUCUUCUGUCGAGAAUAGAAAAAAUAUCACAAUUGCAAAAGACUGAAUGUGUGCAAAAAUCCGCACCUUCUUUUUUAAACAAUACUGAAACAAACACAAUGGGUCUACAAAUACAAGCGCAACAACAGGAAUUGAAAAAUCUUCGUAAAAAACGUAGCCAAUAUCGGCGUUCUCAGCUACAAGAAUUACAGUUUGCUGUUGAACAGCACCCAAUGGAUUGCAGUAAUAUAAAUGAUUUUCUAAGUUCAAGUUCUUUAAGUUCUUCCGAUUCCGAUGACGUACAAAGUGCAAACGAUACUGAUCGUGAAGGAGACGAUGAACUAACGGAUUGGCCAGGGAAUGAAUGCGUUAGUGGCCCCGCUGACAAUAAAAAUGAUGCUAAACGUAAGCUUACGAAGAAAAAUACUAAUUCUCUCAUAAAAUCUGAAGAAAGCUGUUUUACAGCUGUAAUGGGUGAAGAUGAUACAAUGAUGUUGGGUAGUGAGGAUUGGUCACCUAAUAUUUCAAAUGAUAACAUGGAACUCCGCUAUCGACCAUCAGAACCAAUCGCUAUCACGAACAAAGGUUUUGAUUUGGGGCGUAGUAUAUGUGAUGAGGGCAUCAUCCCUUUUAAACAAAUAGAAAGCGAAAUGUCCGGCGAAACCUCAAAUCCAUUUCUUUCCUCGCCACCAUCACAUUUAAAUGAAAUUAGAGAAAUACGUGCUGGUUGCCGCCGCAUUAAAGAUGAAAGACCUGGUUUUAGCAUUAAAACGAGUGUAAAUGAGCGCCUUGCCCGAUUUUUACAAGAUCCAAGACAAACACAAAUUCGUUUGCCCGAUAUAGAAAUAUACGAGCAUGAAAGUUUACUUAAUUUGGCUACAUUGUACUCUCUACAAAUUUCAUUGGCAAAUGGAUGUGCCAUACUUAACAAGACCAGCAACACGACUCAAUCUACUAUUAUUGACCAAAAUGGUUUGAAAAAUUGUUUGCUUAGUGACUUUAAAAGACGAUGUUAUGGAAGCAAAAAUGACGGUGUUCCAAGGGAAUAAAUGUCUAGCACAAUCUUACGCCAUCAGUCAACACACGAUGACAUAAAACAAAUAUAUAUAAUUAAAAUAUUUGCUGUUAUUAUAUGAUUUUAAGCAAUA
Bactrocera neohumeralis is the source of this 1932-nucleotide messenger RNA. RefSeq lists its product as uncharacterized. Bases 94 to 1833 code for a protein of 579 amino acids. Lineage: Eukaryota; Metazoa; Arthropoda; Insecta; Diptera; Tephritidae. The transcript is spliced from 4 exons. The record is from RefSeq and is a predicted model, not a curated record.